ACAGAACACUGUAGCAUCACAUUACUACUAUCACACAUCACUAGAAAACAAUCCAAACCACAAUUGCAGCAACACUAUUACCACUAACAGCGAUCAUACACUACUAUUAAACUAAAAAGAGAAAAAAAAACACUAACAGCGAUGCAAAUGCAAGAGAAGCUGCCAUCUCCUUCCUGAAAAGUCGUGCUUAAUUAGUGGGACGGGUGACGAGCAAAUCACUCCAAACCUUGCUUCUCCUCCUCCUCCUCCUCCUCCCCCAUCUCCGGCGCCGCGCGCCGCCGCCCGGAGGAGAGCUUCUCGCCGGUGCUGCUACUGCUACUAAUCCCCACACCCACCUGCUCUCAGCUCAGCUCAGCUCAGCUUCCCAGCUCGGCGAAGAAGAUGAAGACGAGGAGCUCGGGGAGGGGAGGAGGGGAGCCGAGGAGGAGGCUGAGGAAUGCGGCUGUCAUGGCGCUCAUGCUCUCCUCCCUCGUCGCUCUCUCCCUCGUCCGCGCCAGGUUCUCCCCCAUCGCUAGUGAUGGAGGCGAGGCCCUCAAGCUCAAGGCCGACGAAUCCAAGCUCGUCGUCACCACCAAUCACGCCGUCGUCAACACCGAAUCCGGCGACUCCUCCUCCUCCUCGUCGUCGGCGGCUGCGGAGGAGGAGGAGGAGGUCGCCGCUCCGGCGAAGCCCGCCGCCGCCGGCGGCGGCGGGGCCAGGCCGGUGUGCUACGAGACGAGCCGCCGCUCCGACACCUGCGAGGCCGCCGGCGACGUGCGCGUGGUGGGGGGCAGCCAGACCGUCUACGCCGACACGCUUGACCGCGAGUGGAAGACGAAGCCCUACUGCCGUAAGCACGACGCGUUCGCGCUGUCCCACGUCAAGGAGUGGACGCUCAGGCCGCUCCCCUCCGGCGAUGGCGGUGGCGGUGGCGCGGCGGUGGCGCCGAGGUGCACGACGAACAGCACGGCCACGGCGUUCGUGCUGUCGACCGGCGGGUUCACGGGGAACCCGUUCCACGACUACACCGACGUGCUCAUCCCGGCGUUCAUCACCGCGCACCGGUUCGGCGGCGAGGUGCAGUUCCUGGUGAGCAGCUACAAGUCGUGGUGGAUGAACAAGUACAUCCAGAUCUUCCAGCAGAUGAGCCGGCACGACGUGGUGGACGUCGACGCUGACGGCGACGAGGUGAGGUGCUACCGGAGCGCGGUGGUCGGGCCGGAGUUCCACAGGGAGCUCGGCGUCGACCCAACCAAGACGCCGUCGGGCUACUCGGUGCUCGACUUCCGCAAGAUGCUCCGCGGCGCGUUCGGGCUGGACCGCGCCACAGCGACGCCGAGCGGCGACCGGUGGGACAUCCGCCGCCGACCCCGCCUCCUGAUCAUCUCCCGCCGCGCCGCCCGUGGCCGCGCGUUCAUGAACGAGCGCGCCAUGGCGGACAUGGCGGCGAGCCUGGGCUUCGACGUGCGUGUCGGGGAGCCCGACGCGUCCACGGACACCUCCAAGUUUGCUCGCCUCGUCAACUCCUGCGAUGUCAUGGUGGGAGUGCACGGCGCCGGGCUCACCAACAUGGUGUUCCUACCCGCCGGCGCCGUGCUGGUGCAGGUGGUGCCAUACGGCAAGCUGGAGUGGCUGGCCCGGAACACCUUCGCUGAGCCGUCGUCCGCCAUGGAGAUCCACUACCUGGAGUACGCCGUGCAGCUUGACGAGACAACGCUGAGCGAGCAGUACCCCGCCGAUCACCCAGUGCUGCGAGACCCUAUGGCCAUCCACAAGCAAGGCUGGGAAGCUCUCAAGACCACUUACCUCGACAAGCAGAAUGUCCGGCCGCAUCUCGGCCGCCUCAAGAACACCUUCCUCCAGGCCCUCAAGCUGCUGCCCCAUGACAAGGAAACCAUGAAUUAGCUUAGCUCAUCAGAACUGUUGAUCGUCAUGGAUUGUCAUCGGCACCGUCAUCGCCAUCGCCAUGCCAUCGUCAUGGUGACUUGAAUUUGUGGUAUAAAUAGAUAGAUAGGUAGCUAAUUUUUUUUCUUUUUUCAAAAUUAUUAGUAUUUUGUAUUGAUCCCUAGCAAGUUGCCAAGAUCAGGUAUAAUCAGUAGCUUAUCUGAAAUAAUCCGUUGCAACGCACGGGUAUUUGGCAAUGUCUAUAGAAACAAUGGUGAUAUUGUUUGUAUGCACCAUAUUUCUUAACAUAUCAAGUAAGCCAAAUUAUCUUAUACUAGCAGAAACCCAUAUUUUCAUGGAUUUCUUCCAAAA
Messenger RNA from Oryza sativa Japonica Group (Japanese rice), 2235 nucleotides. Its product is annotated as alpha-1,3-arabinosyltransferase XAT3-like. NCBI's taxonomy places the organism in Eukaryota, Viridiplantae, Streptophyta, Magnoliopsida, Poales, Poaceae. The record is from RefSeq and is a predicted model, not a curated record. Gene Ontology annotation, molecular function: glycosyltransferase activity.